Cyprinodon tularosa is the source of this 4327-nucleotide messenger RNA. RefSeq names its product xanthine dehydrogenase (gene xdh). The coding region runs from base 85 to 4125 and encodes 1346 amino acids. The record is from RefSeq and is a predicted model, not a curated record. The transcript has 35 exons. NCBI's taxonomy places the organism in Eukaryota, Metazoa, Chordata, Actinopteri, Cyprinodontiformes, Cyprinodontidae. Gene Ontology annotation, molecular function: molybdopterin cofactor binding; 2 iron, 2 sulfur cluster binding; iron ion binding.
AGGAGGACCUUCCUCUCCAGGCAGCAUCAUUAAAAGGCUGAAGGGAACCAGGAGCAGCCAGAACUGGACCGAGGAACCAGCAUCAUGAACGGAACCACCACUGAAACCAGGAACCGGACCGGGUCCGAUGAGCUCGUCUUCUUCAUCAACGGGAAGAAGGUGGUGGAACAGAACCCGGACCCUGAGAUGACUCUGCUGACCUUCCUGAGGAGGAAACUGGGCCUCACAGGAACCAAGCUGGGCUGCGCCGAGGGCGGCUGCGGCGCCUGCACCGUCAUGCUGUCCAGAUACCAGCCUCACAGCCAGCGGCUGCUUCAUUACUCCGUCAACGCCUGCCUGGCCCCCCUGUGCUCCCUACACCUGGUGGCAGUGACAACCGUGGAGGGCAUCGGUAGCGUGGCGAGGAAGCUACAUCCUGUCCAGGAACGAAUCGCUAAGGCUCAUGGGUCGCAGUGCGGCUUCUGCACGCCGGGGAUCGUCAUGUCCAUGUACGCCCUGCUGAGAAACAACCCAACGCCAAAGAUGGCCGACGUGGAGGAGGCCUUCCAAGGAAACCUGUGCCGCUGCACCGGAUACAGACCUAUUCUGGAGGGAUACAAGACCUUCACGGUGGAGGGCGGGUGUUGCAGAGGCAGAGGAAAAGAUGGCUGCUGUCUGACCAAUGAGAAGGCGGCUCUCCAAAGCUCAAAGGACGCCAAUGAGGAGGCUCCAUCUCUUUACAACGCGGCAGACUUUGAGCCCUACGACCCCACACAGGAAGUCAUCUUCCCCCCGGAGCUCCUGAAUUUGUCUAAAUCCAAAAGAUCGACGCGUUCUCUACGUUUCCAUGGAGACCGAACAACAUGGCUGCAGCCGGAGAGUCUGGAGGAGUUUCUGCUGCUGAAGUGGAAACAUCCAGAUGCCAGAGUGGUGGUGGGCAACACUGAAGUAGGUAUUGAGGUCAAGUUUAAGAACCUGGUGUAUCCAGUGAUUCUGGCUCCAGGCUUCAUCCCAGAGUUGAAUGCAGUGAAUCAAACUGAGGACGGCAUCGUGUUCGGAGCAGCGUGCACGCUCAGCCACAUGGGGGAGGUGCUGAAGGAGGCGGUGCGGAGUCUUCCUCCUCAUCAGACGGAGGUCUUCAAGGCAGUCCUGGAGCAGCUGCAGUGGUUUGCAGGACAGCAGAUUCGUAAUGUUGCUGCUGUUGGAGGAAACAUCAUGACCGCCAGUCCCAUAUCAGACCUCAACCCCGUUUUUAUGGCAGCAGGCUGCAAACUCACUCUGAUGGACAAAGACGGCAGUCGUGAGGUUCAGAUGGAUGACGGCUUUUUCACGGGCUACAGGAAGACGGCUGUAAGACCUCAGGAGAUCCUGCUCUCUGUGCACAUCCCCUACAGCAAGAAGUGCCAGUUUGUCUCAGCCUUCAAACAGUCCCCCCGCCGUGAGGAUGACAUCAGCAUCGUCACCGCUGCGAUGAGCGUCACCUUCUCUCCCGGGAGUGACAUCGUCAAAGACCUGAGGCUGAGCUUUGGCGGCAUGGCGCCAGUGACGGUGCUGGCCAAAAAGACGGCCAACAGACUGCUGGACAGACAGUGGGGGGAGGAGCUUCUUCAGGAUGCUUGCUGCUCAUUGGCUGAGGAGAUGCGCCUUGAUCCCUCUGCACCUGGUGGCAUGGCGGCAUACCGCCAAACCCUCACUCUAAGCCUUUUCUACAAGUUCUAUCUGACGGUUCUGCAGAAGCUCACAUUGCAGGGUGUCGGAGUGCAGGAGGUUAGCUCAGACUGUCUGAGUGCCACAGAGGUUUAUCACCCAGAAACACCGUCCAGCGUCCAGGUCUACCAGGCGGUGCCAGAGGGGCAGAGCCAGGAGGAUGUGGUAGGCCGUCCCAUAAUGCACCUGUCGGCCUUGAAGCAGGCCACAGGUGAGGCGAUUUACUGUGACGACAUACCUCUCUAUGAGAAUGAGCUCUAUCUGGCAAUGAUCACCAGCACCAAGGCACACGCCAGGAUACUCUCUGUGGACACAUCAGCAGCAAAGCGGUGUCCUGGAGUCGUCUCCUUUCUUUUUGCCAGCGAUAUUCCCGGCAGUAACAUCACCGGACUGGGGCAUGACGAGACGGUUUUUGCCGACAGCGAGGUAACCUGUGUGGGUCACAUCAUCGGUGCCGUGGUGGCCGACACCCAGGUUCACGCUCAAAGAGCUGCCAAAGCUGUGAAGAUCCAGUAUGAAGAGCUGAAGCCUGUGGUCACCAUCCAGGAAGCCAUCGCCACCCAGUCCUUCUAUGAGACCAUCAGAAGCCUACAGAGCGGAGACCUGGAAACGGGCUUUAAACAAGCAGACCACAUCCUAGAGGGGGAGAUACAUAUCGGAGGUCAGGAGCAUUUCUACCUGGAGACACACGUGACGCUAGCUGUUCCCCGAGGAGAAGAUGGAGAAAUGGAGCUCUUUGCUUCGACCCAAGCCCCUUCUGAUACUCAGUCCCAUGUUGCAAAGGCCCUGGGGGUUCCAGAAAACAGGGUGCUGGUGCGAGUUAAGCGGCUGGGCGGAGGGUUCGGAGGGAAAGAAAGCCGAAACAGCUUGUUGGCCACUGCUGUCGCCUUGGCAGCAAACAAGCUGAAGAGACCUGUUAGAUGUAUGCUGGACCGAGACGAGGAUAUGCUGAUCACUGGCGGUCGACACCCCUUCUACGGAAAAUACAAGGUUGGUUUCCUCCAGAGUGGUAAGGUGGUCGCUCUGGAUGUGGAUCUCUACAGCAAUGCUGGGAACUCUAUGGACCUGUCUCUGGCGGUUAUGGAGCGGGCUUUGUUUCACGUGGAAAAUUCCUACUGUAUACCAAACUUUCGCUGCCAAGGCUUCUUGUGCCGCACCAACCUGCCAUCCAACACAGCUUUUAGGGGCUUUGGAGGCCCGCAAGGCAUGAUGGUCGCUGAGAACUGGAUAACAGACGUGGCUCAUACUCUGGGCCGCUCAGCCGAUGAGGUACGCCGGUUGAACCUGUACAGGAAAGGUGACGUAACACCAUACAACCACGUCCUGGAUGCGCUCACCCUGGAUCGCUGCUGGGACGAGUGUCUUUCAAGGUCUGAAUACGAGAAGAAACGAGCCGCUGCCGAUCGCUUCAACAGAGAGAACCGCUGGACCAAGCGAGGACUCGCCAUGGUGCCCACCAAGUUUGGCAUCAGCUUUAUAGCCACCUUCCUAAAUCAGGCUGGUGCUUUAGUUCACAUCUACAAAGACGGCUCUGUGCUCUUGACUCAUGGAGGAACCGAGAUGGGCCAGGGACUCCACACCAAGAUGAUCCAGGUGGCCAGCAGGGUUCUGGGUAUUCCCUCUUCAAAGAUCUUCAUCUCAGAGACCAGCACCAACACGGUGCCCAACACCAGCCCCACGGCCGCCUCCUCAUCUUCAGACCUCAACGGGGCGGCCGUGCAGCUCGCCUGCGAGACUCUGCUGAAGCGCCUGAAGCGCUACAAGACCAAAGACCCUGAAGGAUCCUGGGAGGACUGGGUGGAGGCGGCGUACUUUGACCGAGUCAACCUCAGCGCCAACGGCUUCUACAGGACUCCGGACCUGAACUACGACUUCGACACCAACACCGGCAGAGUCUUCAACUACUUCAGCUACGGCGUGGCGUGCUCAGAGGUGGAGAUCGACUGUCUGACUGGAUCGCACAAGAACCUGAGCACCACCAUAGUGAUGGACGUGGGUCACAGCCUGAACCCGGCCAUCGACAUCGGACAGGUGGAGGGGGGCUUCAUGCAGGGUCUGGGGCUCUUCACUCUGGAGGAGCUGCACUACUCCCCAAGCGGGGUCCUGCUGACCCGGGGUCCUGGCUCCUAUAAGAUCCCAGGCUUUGGGGACAUUCCCUCGCAUCUCACCGUCUCGCUGCUCCGUGACUCCCCCAACGACAAGGCCAUCUUCUCCUCCAAGGCGGUGGGGGAGCCUCCUCUCUUCCUGGCCUCCUCUGUGUUCUACGCCAUCAAAGACGCCAUCAGAGCCGCCCGGGCGGAGUCAGGGAUAACCGGAGCGUUCCGGCUGGACAGCCCGGCUUCGGCCGAGAGGAUCCGCACCGCCUGCUGCGACCAAUUCACCAAACUGUGUCCUCCUGCCGAGCCGGGGACCUUCUCCCCCUGGUCAGUUCGGGUGUAGCAGAGGAACGUCUGGGCGGAGUUUCACCCUCGAUUUGUAGAAACGCAGUAGAUCUGAUCAGCUCUGAUUCCUGGAUGAAUGUGAGGAACUGCUGUUGGGUUCUGGUUCUGGUUCCAGCAUUUGGGCCGCCGUUAGUAAAGUUCAGCAGUCCGACAUCAGGAGAAUAUUUAUGGUUAUUAAGUGUUUUAAAAAUAUUUAAUUU